Molecule: messenger RNA, 1617 nt
Organism: Rotaria sp. Silwood1
Lineage: Eukaryota; Metazoa; Rotifera; Eurotatoria; Philodinida; Philodinidae
Source: the annotation of a GenBank genome assembly
AUGUUAAAAAUAAGUUCACGUCAUAAUAAAACAUUACAACAAGUAUCAACAUAUUCAAUUAUACGUUUUUCAUCUCAUGCAUCAACACAUCAACAUCAAGGACCAGCAAAUGUUGGUUUUUAUCGUCAAGUUGAAUUAUUUUAUGAUCGUGCUGCAAAAAUUCUUGAAGAUAAAUUAGUUGCUGAUAUGCAAAGAUCAAAAUUAAGUGAUGAUACAAAACAUAAAAAAGUACGAGGAAUAUUAAAAAUUAUUAAACCAUGUAAUCAUGUUUUGGAAAUUCGAUUUCCUAUACGAAGAGAUAAUGGAGAAUUACAAAUGAUUGAAGCCUAUCGUGCACAACAUUCACAACAUCGUACACCAUGUAAAGGUGGUAUUCGUUUUUCUAUGGAUGUCAAUUUGGAUGAAGUUAAAGCAUUAGCUGCUUUAAUGACAUAUAAAUGUGCUUGUGUUGAUGUACCAUUUGGUGGUGGAAAAGCUGGUGUAAAAAUUAAUCCAAAAGAUUGGUCUGAAACAGAAUUAGAACGUAUUACUCGAAGAUUAACAGUUGAAUUAGCUAAAAAAGGUUUUAUUGGGCCUGGUAUUGAUGUUCCAGCACCAGAUAUGGGUACUGGUGAACGUGAAAUGGCUUGGAUUGCUGAUACAUAUGCAUCAACUGUUGGUUGGGAAGAUAUUCAUGCAAAUGGUUGUGUUACAGGUAAACCUAUUCUUACUGGUGGUAUUCAUGGACGAACAUCAGCUACGGGUCGUGGUUUAUAUCAUGGUAUAGAUAAUUUUGUUAAUGAAGCGUCAUUUAUGGGAAUGGUUGGUCUUUUACCUGGUCUUGCCGGUAAAACAUUUAUUCUUCAAGGCGUUGGUAAUGUCGGUUAUCAUUCAAUGCGUUAUUUAACUCGACACGGUGCCAAAUGUAUUGGUAUACUUGAAUGGGAUUGUGCUAUUGUUAAUCCAGAUGGAAUUGAUCCAAAAGCCUUAGAAGAAUAUAAAUUCGAAAGAGGCACAAUUAAAGGUUUUCCAGGUGCUCAGCCCUAUGAUAAAGAACCAAAAGAAGAAUUACUUUGUGAACCAUGUGAUAUUCUUAUACCAGCGGCAAAUGAACGACAAAUUACAAGUGAAAAUGCACAUCGUAUAAAAGCUCGAAUUAUUGCUGAAGGUGCUAAUGGUCCAACAACGCCAGAAGCUGAUGCCAUUUUAUUGAAGAAUAAUGUACUUGUUCUUCCAGAUUUAUAUAUCAAUGCUGGUGGUGUCACAGUUUCUUAUUUUGAAUGGUUAAAAAAUUUAAGUCAUGUCAGUUAUGGUCGAUUAACCUUUAAAUAUCAACGAGAUACUAAUUAUUCUUUACUAGAAUCCGUACAAAGUUCAUUAGAAGCUAAAUUUGGUCGUAUGGGUGGCAAAAUUCCAAUUUUACCAAGUGAUGAAUUUUUUAAACGUAUGGCUGGUGCAUCUGAAAAAGAUAUCGUACAUUCUGGUCUUGAACAAACAAUGGAAAAAUCUGCAAAAGCUAUUAUGCGAACAGCCAUGCGUUAUGAUCUUGGACUUGAUAUUCGUACAGCAGCAUAUGUAAAUGCUAUUGAAAAAAUCUUUCAUGUGUAUGUUAGUGCUGGUAUUGCAUUUGGAUCAUAA